AUGAGUUGUCCAGUCCCAAACACCCCGGCCACAAAGAAGGUGGCCGCCGGCAAGGGCCGCCGGAAAGUCCAGUUGGUAAAAAUAGUGAACCAAAACAAACUGCAGGUCACUUUCUCCAAGAGACGUGCCGGCUUGUUCAAGAAAGCCAGCGAACUCAGCACCCUUUGUGGGGCCCAGGCUGCCAUCGUCGUUUUCUCCCCCCGAAACAGAGCCCACUCGUUCGGCCACCCGAGUGUCGAUGCCAUUUUAGACAGAUUUCUAAAUGAGAAUCAUAGUUCGCCAGCGGGCAAUGCCGAGAAGCUGCUCGAGGCGAACGUGCACCAACAAGAGGUGGAACUCGUCCAGGUUGAGAGACAGCUGAAGGUCCAUCAGGAGAAGAAGAGUAAGGAUAUUGGAGUCGACGUCAAAAAGCUCGACUAUUACUCACUCUGCCGACUGAAGGAUGCACUAACAAACUUGAUGCGUGAGCUCGAAGCAAAAGUGCAGGCCUCCAUGUACAUCGAGGCUCCACAUGAUGUAUGUAUUGCAUAUGAUCCAACGGCUGAGGACUCUCUACCGGUAAUACCGUACAGUGGGUAA
Striga hermonthica is the source of this 579-nucleotide messenger RNA. The record is from the annotation of a GenBank genome assembly. NCBI's taxonomy places the organism in Eukaryota, Viridiplantae, Streptophyta, Magnoliopsida, Lamiales, Orobanchaceae.